GUCACGUGACACGCUGAAACAGACAAACUUUACAUCAGAUGCAGACAAAACAUGUCGCAAACCUCUAAAGGCUGCUACAGACCGGCCCAACCGUUGGCCAUCUGAAACGUUUGAGGAGACUCGGACGAGUUUGUUCAGAUGUGUUGGAAGCUUUUGGUGCGGACGGUGUCCGGUCUGAUUCAACAUGCAAAGUCUGAGUGCAUUCGCAUCUGAUGAAUAGAGCCUCUGCUUGGUUGUCUGCUGCUAGUAAACAAUCAGCGAAUCAGCGCGGUGUGUGGGAGGGGAGGAAUAGCGCCACGAGAAUAGCGCCUCUUGCAAGCACAGAACGUGCUGUGUAGUUGGCAGUAGUCUUCGCGGUGUGUUUCAAUGCAACUUUUCUUCCAAACGGCUCAGACAAGAGGCAUCGGAGUGGUCGGAUAAAGGCAGUUGGCCGUUGGUUUAAGUGUGGGUGGUGUGUAGGACUUCCCAUACACCUUGGCUUUCAGGGUUUCAAUAAACCGGCCUUUCUGGAAAUGUAUAGCAUCAAUCUUAGCUGUGAAGACUUCCUUGUGGUACAAGAUCAACUACAUUUUUGAUGGGUGGUGCGGCAACAAAUGGAACUGGGUGUUUACCGCAUGCAAUAAAAGAAUUCAGUCGAGAACAAACCCUGAACCUGUCAGGAAGCCCCGGACGAGUCCAGUCAUCCAAAUGGCGAGACUCAAAUCCCUAGCGGAGCGUGACGUCUACUGCUGUUCCAUCUGUCUGGAUCAGCUGCGCGAGCCGGUGACCAUACCCUGUGGACACAGCUACUGCCUGGGCUGCAUCAGAGACUAUUGGAGCAACGACAGGAGGUUCUUCAGCUGUCCCCAGUGCAGGAAGAUCUUCACGUUGAGACCGGCUCUGGAGAAGAACACCGUUCUAGCGGAGCUCAUUGAAAACACGGAGGCAGCAGCCAACAGACAGCCAGACCCUGACCCUGACCCAGACCCUGACCCGGACUCUGACCCCUGCUCUGCUGGACCCGGAGAAGUGGGCUGUGACAUCUGCACCCUGGUGAAGAUGAGGGCCAUCAAGACCUGUCUGGUUUGCAUGGUGUCCUACUGUGAGGAGCACGUCCUGAGUCACUAUCAAGUGGCCGGGCUGAAGAGACACAAGCUGGUGGAACCGACAACCGAACUCCAGGACAACAUCUGCCCCCGUCACGACGAGGUCAUGAGGAUCUACUGCCGCCGAGACCGGGUCAGUAUCUGUAACCUGUGUGCUGUGGACGAGCACCGAGGCCAUGAGACGAUCACAGCCGAGGCCGAGAGACUCGAGAGGCAGAAGGAUCUCAUCGGGCACCAGAGAGUCGUGCAGGCAAGGAUCCAGAAGGUGGAGGAAGAUGUUGUGGUUCUUCAGGAGGAGAUUGACUCUAUCAAUCACUCUGCUAACGUAGCAUUGAGAGAUAUCGACGAGCUCUUUGCUGAGAUGAUCCGUCCCCUUGAGAGCCAGAGGGCCGACAUUAAAGAGAAGAUCAGGACCAAGGAGAAGGUGGCGGUGAGCCGGCUCCACGACCUGCAGCGUAACCUGGAGCAGGAGAACUCCGUGAUGAGGAGGAGCAUCGAUGACCUGGAUGCUCUCUUCCAGAGCCACAGUGACAUUCACUUCCUGAAAGAAUGCCCUCAGGACUUGUUUCUCAAGAAGUACACAGGCCUGCCCCCGAGAGGCCCUGAUCCCAUGCAGUACUUGAAGAACGUGACCUUAGCUUUGGCCAAGAUGAGGAAUAAACUAAAGGAGUUUGUAAAAGACGAAGCCCCUCCUGUUUCACGAGCCGUGGCCGAAGUGGACGUCCUGCCUUCACAGCAGGCUGAGCCCAAGUCCAGAAGUGAUUUCUUACAAUACUCAUGUGAACUGAGCUUCGACCCAAAGACAAAAACCAAAUUCCUGACUCUGUCCGAGGAUGACCGAAAGGUGAUGUCUGAGGGGAACAAAAAGGUCAAGUUUGUGGGUUCCAGAGCGGUGAGGCCGAAGAAGAACCGAGCAGGAAAGCAAAGCCCGCUGGUCUGGGCGGUGGAGCAGUGUCUGAGUAAAGAGUCUCUGACUGGGAGGCAGUACUGGGAGGUCAGCUGGACCACGCGCUACGUCUCCAUCGCCAUGGGUUACAAGGACAGCUCGUGGAAUGACCAGGGCGCCGACGACAAGUCCUGGGCUCUGAUCGUCUGCCCCACCGCCGUUGAAUUCAAACACAACGACGUCAUCACCCUGCUCCCCGGCCCGCACCCCUCCAGGGUGGGGGUGUACUUGGACUACAGGGCGGGCACCCUGCGGUUCUACUGCUCCAAUACCAUGACCCUGCUGCACAAAGUGCAGACCAUCUUCACCCAGCCGCUGUUCGCUGGCGUCACGCUGGACGCUCAGAGCGGGGCGACGGCAGAGUUCUGCUAUCCUCGCUUAGCUUAGAAGAGCGGUUUGAGAUUGAAAUGUGACUUCCAUUAUGAUUGGAGGUUGGUUAUAUUUUGUUAUGUUCUCGGAAUAGUUGCUAUUUGUUGUGACAAUGAUGAUGGGAAUGCAGCAUUAGCCUGGAACUUAAAGCAUCGGGAAAUUCUGAUUUUUUUGACGUUACGAAUGUCAAAUGUCAGUUGAAUUAGAUGUUUGAAAGUUAUACUUUUACUCCAGUAAAUUAUAAAUUCAUUGUCUUAAGUUUUUUUUUCUUUCAAACAUACCCCUCCCCCUCGCUAGAUGGGAAUGUAGGGGGUGGAGCUGAAGUGAAACCUAGCCCCGCCCCUUAAGUCAAUUCAAAUGUCAACAAGAAGUUUGCCAGAUGGCAUUCUUUUAAUUCUUGAGGAUGGACGGGUACUAGCUCAAACUGGUUAUUCGGUUUCCUCUAAAGCUUUGUCACAUUACGAAUAUAAGGUAAGGAACAAUUAAUGUUGAUUUUUUUUAAUCAAACUUCUACACCCAAACAAAAAAUUAAAUUAUCAAUUCAUUAUUCUUGAGAUUUUUAAUGUUUGGAUCAUAUAAAAGAAAGCAUUUUAUGUAUUAGAAUUAAUUGUAUGCUUAUAAAUGACACAAUUUAACAGGUUUUGGGCACAUCUUUACCAGAAUCUCCUGUAGUGCUGGUUGUUUGACAUUUCCUUUGACAAUAAAACACUGAAUCCUCA
Gadus morhua (Atlantic cod) is the source of this 3119-nucleotide messenger RNA. Its product is annotated as tripartite motif-containing protein 16. The record is from RefSeq and is a predicted model, not a curated record. The transcript has a single exon. NCBI's taxonomy places the organism in Eukaryota, Metazoa, Chordata, Actinopteri, Gadiformes, Gadidae. Gene Ontology annotation, molecular function: zinc ion binding; protein binding. The coding region runs from base 688 to 2418 and encodes 576 amino acids.